This is a messenger RNA of Oncorhynchus kisutch (coho salmon), 7440 nucleotides long. Its product is annotated as ankyrin repeat and sterile alpha motif domain-containing protein 1B. Gene Ontology annotation, molecular function: ephrin receptor binding. The record is from RefSeq and is a predicted model, not a curated record. Gene Ontology annotation, biological process: ephrin receptor signaling pathway. Lineage: Eukaryota; Metazoa; Chordata; Actinopteri; Salmoniformes; Salmonidae. Gene Ontology annotation, cellular component: cytosol.
UAUAACCUGUGACUUUCUUAAAUGAGCAAAUAAAUAACAAAGCCUUUUCGCCUCCGGUUGGUGCUGUAACCCGCCAUCCACGCCCAUACUGUACAACGUAUUAGGCACUGUGGUGAGUGCGGUUCGAAGAAAGUGGAGAACUGGAGAGAAAGAAAGAGGGAGCGAUUGGGAUGCUACAAUAACAGACAGACAGAACGAGAGGACACCACACAACGUGUUUGUUGUUGGGCAACACGGAGAGAGAAGAGAGGACAAAAUAGCCGAACCGAGAGAGAAGAGCGCGAGUGGCGGUCUGGGUUUGGCAACCGGCUUGUUCGUAGUUCCCUCGAGCCAGCUGCAGCAGGCAGCACCGUGCAAAAUGCGCUAUUUACGGUUCUUCAUUCCUGCGUUCGGUUCGACAAUGGACUCGUUCUGCAACUGAGCCUGCCAACCUUGCAGCACACCGCGGACGGUAACCUACCCAUUUGAGGGAACGCUUACUGCAACAUGCAGUAAAAAGAACACACUGAGAUGUUUUUUCACAAGAUACAGUGAAGGGGUGUCCCCACCGCCGUCAUUCUCUUUCCACAUACCGGUUUUUGGAUUAUAAAUCCGGGAUUAGAAGAAGUUCGGUCGGGAUGGGGAAGGAACAAGAACUACUAGAAGCGGCCCGGACCGGGAAUGUGGUCCUGGUGGAGAAAUUACUGAGUGGGAAAAGGGGAAUCCUGGGGACAGCCUCGGGCUCCAUACCUCUGCCAAACCUACUGAGCAUGUGGAGAGGCUUGAAUGUGAACUGUGCAGACAGUUCAGGGUACACACCUCUCCACCACGCAUCACUGAACGGACACAGGGACGUGGUGUUGAAGUUGCUCCAGUUUGAAGCCUCCACCAAUGUGGCUGACAGUAAGGGCUGCUUCCCCUUGCACCUGGCCGCCUGGCGUGGAGACGUAGACAUCGUCCGUAUCCUCGUCCACCACGGGCCCUCACACUGCCGCGUCAACCAGCAGAACCAUGAGAGGGAGACGGCGCUGCACUGUGCGGCCCAGUAUGGCCACUCUGAGGUGGUGUCCAUCCUACUGCAGGAGCUGACAGACCCCACCAUGAGGAACAGCCGCGACGAGACCCCCCUGGACCUGGCUGCACUCUACGGACGACUUCAGGUGGUCUGUAUGUUGGUGACCGCCCACCCCAACCUGAUGAGCAGCCACGGGACAAGGCGCCACACGCCCCUGCACCUGGCCGCCCGCAACGGGCACUACUCAGCCGUGCACACCCUGCUGGAGGCCGGCAUGGACGUCAACUCCCAGACGGAGAAUGGCAGCGCUCUCCACGAGGCAGCUCUUUAUGGGAAGAUGGAUGUGGUUCGUCUGCUGCUAGACUCAGGUAUUGAUGCCAACAUCACAGACUGCCAGGGAAGGACAGCUCUGGAGAUCCUCAGGGAACACCCCGCACAGAAGUCCCAGCAAAUCACUGCACUCAUGCAAGAAUAUAUGAUGGAGGAGAUGAUGGACAAUAAGAGUGUGUUGAUGGAGGAACCUAUUCGCCAGUUUCCUAUCCCCACACCUCGCACCUCUAUCCCCUCUCCCUCCGCCUCCCCCUCCCUCAGGCACAAAAAUGAUGCUGUGACAGGGGAGCUCUCCAAGCUGCUGAAUGAGAUGAAGAUGUGUCGGGACAGAGACUACUCCUUUGAGGAGCUCUGCCAGACCAUCUCAUCCCACUCUCAUUCCAUGGAGAGCUUUGGCAGCGGUCACCUAUCAGACGAGGAGCGACGCAGUAACGGCACCCUGAGCAGAGUCAGAAAGCGGCCCACUCCCCCACUUCCCCCAGCCCAGGAGGAAGAGGAGGGGGAGAAGAGCUGUGGCCCUGCUGGGUUCUGGGAGGCCCUCACACCCUGCAACGGUUGUCACAACCUGGGCUUCUCCAGCGUGUCACAGCCGGACUCGAAGCGCUCGGCGGAGAUCGUACCAUCGCCCUCCCUUGACGUGUUCUUACCGGAGGAUGAGGACAAUCCGUAUGAGUCCGUCACCACCGCCGUGACCCGUAAGCCCUGCUCGCUGGACAUCGGCCUCUUCAACGCCUGCCCCCUCAACGGCCACUCUCCCCAGGUGAUGGUGACUGAGCCGGAGCUGUGUAACCAUAGGAACAGCUCCUCACCAACGGGGCCUACUCCAGACUGCUCUCCCCCCUCCCCAGACACUGCCCUGAAGAGCAUUGACAGAGUCAUCCGCCCACAGCCCAAACAGCGGACCUCCCUCUCCUCCUCCCUGGAUGUCCAGAACCAGAGGCCAGUCAACCACAGCUGUGAUCCCUCCGAGGUGAGCUCGUCCCUGGGCUACGCCAGCUUCAGCACCAGCCCCCCUGUCAGCCCGCCAGUCAGCCCCAACCAGGACUCACCUGGCUCCAACGACGACUGCCCCCCCACAGACGACGGGCCGUACCAGCAGAACCCUCCCCCCGCCUCUUCCAAUACAUUCCUACUACCAGACGACCGACGACAGAGCCUCAUCCCUGUAGAGUUCUCCGGCCUCCUCCACGGCUCCUCGCCGGCCUGCGAGACGCCCGACACACCCUACCACCUCUACACCUCCAACAACAACCCCAAAGCCCGAAAACACACCCCCUCAGACCCCCACACCAGCCCGGUAACCACCCUCGGUAACCAUGGCAACCUCACUUCGGUAACCCAGACCCCUGAAUUAGGAAUUGGACUGCCACCGCCCCUCAUUAUCCCUCACACAGGAAAUGAGGCGAAGGCUCUGAAGACCCCCAAAGACCCCAUCAAAGACGACAGACCCCCCAAACCUCAGGUAGUCUAUCGCACCAUCUUCCACACCCGGGUUAACCAGAACCCCCAGAGCGUCUUGCCCUCCUCCUCCUCGCCAUAUGGUUGGAACGGGGAGGCGGUGGUGGUGAGGGGGGGUGUGUCGGGAGCUGGCGGACCUAGGGAGGGGGCACCGGGGUCUGGGUACGAGGACAGGGCCUUUACCCUGGGCAGGAUGAGAUCCAUACCUCGCAGUGUGCUGGAUCUAAAGCUCUCCAAGUCACUGUCCAAGUCUGACUCCAACCUGGUGGCUGUGUCACCCAUACAGGAGGAGUACCACUGGGGGUCGGGGGCCAGGGGCCAGGGGCCGAGAGGAAGCCCUAGCCCAGGGGACACCACCAGUCCUGGGGGCCAGCUAGAGAGAACACCCUCCUUCACUGCUGAAUGGGAGGAGAUUGAUAAGAUAAUGAGCUCCAUUGGGGCUGGCAUCAGCACUGGCACGAGCUCAGAAGGGAUCAAGGAGAAUAAUGCAGAACCCCAACCCCCAUCCUCCAACCCCCCCAUCCAUCCUACCAUCCUCCCCCUCUCUUGCCUCUCUCCUCCACACUCUUCCUCUACCAUGGCGGGCUCGUUCGACAGCCACAUUGCCCGCAACAUGAUGUGGCAGUGCCAGCUCUCCCAGCCCGAUUGCCGGUGUUACCGGGUGGAUGGCUACUCCCUCCUGAAGCGUCUGCCCCUUCACCCCCUCAUAGGUCCCCGGUGCCCCAUGCAGUCUGUGGGCCAAUGGCUGGACAGCAUUGGACUGGUCCAAUACGAGAACCACCUACUGGCUAAUGGCUUCGACAACGUGCAGUUUAUGGGCAGUAACGUGGUGGAGGACCAGGACCUGCUGGAGAUCGGUAUCCUCAACUCAGCCCACAGACAGAGGUUGCUACAGGCCAUACGCCUACUGCCCAGGGUGCGUCCUAUUGGCUAUGACGGUAACAACCCCACGUCAGUGGCUGAGUGGCUGGAGUCUCUGGAGCUGGGAGACUACACUAAGUCCUUCCUCAUCAACGGAUACACCUCCAUGGAACUGGUCAAGAAGAUCUGGGAGAUAGAACUCAUCAAUGUGUUGAAGGUCAGUCUGAUAGGACACAGGAAGAGAAUCCUGGCCUCGCUGGGAGACAGGCUUCACCAAGACCCUCCACAGAAACCCCCACGGGCCAUCUCCCUACGGGAGCCCGGUGGCUGCAACACCCCUCCCCAGAUCCUUCCGGGCCAGGCUGCGUACACCACAGCGGGUGUCCCAGGGGGCUCGUUGGACGUGCAGCACCUCAUCAUGCAGGCGGACGCACGGCGCCGCCAGCGCUCCAACGACAACUACUUAGAGGAGAUGCCUCGCUCCAAACUGGAGCGGCAGAUGGCCCAAGUCAGCAUGUCUCAUGAUGUUGGAGAAAGACCUUCUGCAAGAAAUGAUACUCAAGGCGAAUGGUGCGAGCCAAUCACGUUGCGUCCUCCCAACGAGGCCACCUCGUCCACUCCAGUGCAAUACUGGCAGCACCACCCUGAGAAACUCAUCUUCCAGUCGUGUGACUAUGAAGCUUACGUGAGUAGUCCUGUCCCUACGUUAUACAGUGUGUGUGUGUGUGUGUGUGUGUGUGUGUGUGUGUGUGUGUGUGUGUGUGUUAACUCCUCUUUUCCCCCUCUUUCUCUCUCCGUCUCUCUCUCCACUCUACAGAAGUCUACAGAACAGAUGAAGAAAGUCCCGACCAUUGUUCUGUCCGUCUCCUACAAGGGAGUCAAGUUCAUUGAUGCUACAAACAAGAACAUCAUAGCUGAGCAUGAGAUCCGUAACAUCUCAUGUGCGGCCCAGGAUCCUGAGGAUCUGUCCACGUUUGCCUACAUCACCAAAGACCUCAAGUCCAGCCACCACUACUGCCAUGUCUUCACUGCCUUCGACGUGAACCUGGCGUAUGAGAUCAUCCUGACCCUGGGCCAGGCCUUUGAAGUAGCCUACCAGCUGGCCCUACAGGCCAGGAAGAGUGGCCAUGGCUCCUCCACGCUGCCAGAGAGCUUUGACAUCAAGCCCAACAAGCCUGUCCCCAAGCCCCGCGUCAACAUCCGCAAGUCUAUGGAGCAGCCGUCGAUGGAGCAGAAGGGUCAUGCCAACGUGCCGUGGAUAGUGGAACCAGGGCAGGAGGCCAAGAGAGGAGCGAACACCAAGUAUGAGACCACUAUUUUCUAAUAGCGUAUACCACCCGCCUGUCCACUCCUGUGUGUGUGCCUUGCAGAGAGCUGGCCCUCUAGAGGCCCCCCAACGGAGCUGCACGGCACGAGCAACCCUCUUAUGCGGCGACGUGUGUGACCUCACUGGCCGAAAAAACCGCUCUGCCGCAACCUCUGCAUGAUGCCGUUUGGCGCUGCGCUGUGUCUCUCUCUCACACACUCCUCUCUCUUGCUCUCUCCCCCUCCCUUUCCUUGUCCUGUUGACGCCUUAGCCUGCCUGCAGGGGCGGAGCAUGAACUUUUACCCUUGGGGUGAUGGUGCACCUCUCUGUCUAGACCUGUAGGGGGCAACAGUCAGUUCUAUUUUUCCAUUUUCCAUGGUCAGCCCUCCCCUCCUAUGUGUCAGGCAGGCAGUCAGUUGGUUGGUCAGUCAGUCAGUCAAUCACUCUUAUUCUUUUUCCUGACUGGGGGGGUGGAACCAUUUGGUUAUAUCUCAUGUUUUUCCUCUUCCUACUGCUGUUCCUCCGCUCCUCGCUUUUCUUUUUUGUCUCUCUCUUUUUUCACUCCUUCGACAAGCUGAAUGAGAAUAUCUAGACCAUUAUGCUGCUAAGAACCCCACCCCUAACAGUCUUUUUGUCUUUGUUGGUUUUUAGAGCAAAGCCAAUUCUCCAGCACUAGGUUUGCGUGUUGAUGUUUUGGGGGAUUUUGUUGCCCAGUACUGGCAACCCAGAGGAAAGUGGAGGGACAUUUGUUUAUCAGUUCCAUCUAGUUGGAGAGGAUAAUGGACUGCUGAGAGAUGAUGUAGCAAAUGUUACUUUAAAAAUAAAAAGUUGCUAGUUCAAGAGACUCCUGUUUUUAUCAUAUAUCAGUCUUUGAUUUUUACAGCAGAUUAUUUUUUUUAGACAUAUUUAGAGACAUUUUUGAGUGGCAAAGCGUUGUUUGUUUAUUUGAGACUAAUUGACCUUUGACACAGGACGGAAUAGUUUUUAAACCACACGCUAUACCUGUGUCCAGAUUUAAUUUGUUUAAAAUAGGUUAUUAUUCGAUUCAUCAUUUUCUUUCUAUACUUGUUUUGUUGGGAAAUGCUGAAAAGGUUUAGCUUGUGGCUUGUGAGGCGCAUGGAGUCCAUUUUGGAAUGACUGGUAACGAGGGAGGGGCGGGGCCGGUGGAUAGGAGGCGGUGUUUGGGGACUCUCUGGAUAAGUGGUGUGAUCUCAUUCGCAGGGCAAUGCCGGACGCCCAUGUCUAUUACUGUGGAAUGCAAAGAAUGUAGCCAGCCUUAAACAUGGACCCUCUCACACACAAUGCAAAAAGGACUACAAAUGUGGACCCUUCUGUCUCUGUGUCAAAGGACUACAAACAUGGACACUCUCUAACGAACUUGGUGUUUAAGGUUGAUUACAAAACGAGGACAUCCACAAACCACAAACAUUGGACCCAUGGACUAUCUGUUCACACACACACACAGUUAAGGGACUGCUUAGUAACAGAUGUCAGUCAGAUAUGUGAAUGUAGACUUUCAUUGAAGCAGCCACAACUCUAGCCCCUGUUCUGCAUUCAAUUGGACCUUGACCUUUGAACUCUAUACCACGGUCACCAGAGGUCUGGACUGUAACGGACAACUGUGUGUAUUUGAAUGGGGAUGAGGUAAAGGACUUCUGGUUGGCUCUUUUCCUCUUGUUUAAGUUUUGUUUGACGGUCAAUAAUAUGAAUAGAAUUGGCUGUGCCGGACCACCAUGCAACAGGUGAACCCUGUGCCAAGUGGCAUCACAAAGGAUGGCUCCGCCUACCUGAGCAAAACACCAUCCAUCCCAAUUAAAGAAAUAUUCAUAUUAAUGCCGGACGUUUUAAAUGUUUCAUAUGAGAUUAUCUUAUGAUUAUUCUUGUGCAAUUCUUGUCUUAAUGUUACAUUAUUUUUAUAUGAUAUGCUGAAAUGAAAAAAUCCGGGCUUGAGAAAGAUUGCCAUCCUUUAAAAAAUAGCAUAAUAGUUCUAUACUGAGAGUGAAUGUUUCAGAUGUCUCCUCUCCUUAUAAUGAAUAAUAAUAGCUAUUAUUAUUAUUGGUGUGUCUGGUCAACACACCAAUCUGUUUCUCAUGGGGCUAGACUCAUAACUCCAAGCAGAUGUCAUAUUUUACCACAGUAUUUCUGUAUUCUGUGGAUGAAUACAUAGUCCUCUCUAAAUGUACAUAGAUAUUUUGCUCAUUGUUCAUACAUGUAAUGUAGUAAAACAUUUACAAAAAUAAAGGAAUCAAAUAUUUGCCGCACAUCGCACUGGAGACAAGGUACCAAAAUGAAAAGGUCAGAGUUGAAAAUCAAAUCUAUGGUUCUAGAGAUUGUAUUGGGGAGUGCUGGGACAGGGUGAGGACAUCACUGCUGACUAACUCAUGUACGUAUGCUUGGGCUUCCAGCACACAGAUUUUGUACGUUUUGGUCAUUAUUUAUAUCCUUGUAAAUCACAUGGAAUAAACACAACUUGUACAACCAUUAAUCACCA